AUGCGGAUAAUCAGAAGAGAUGACUUUGAGGAUCUUCUAGGCGGCAAUUUCGACGUGGCGACCGAGUUCAAGCAGUACAAAGAACCCAGCUAUCUGGAGGAGGCGGUGGCCGCCGAGAACGCUACAGAGUCGCUCAAGAAGAGCUCUUUUUUCAGCAAGAUGGCCCAGCCGCUGAAAUACACGUUCGAGAAGAAGGACUGCGUGAUACUGGUUUUUCUGAUCGCCUGUUUCGUGACUCUGCUGGCCGUGUUUUGCGGCGCUGUUUAUUUUGGUUACAGAGAGUACAGUCUUCUUCUCCGGCGCGUCAGCCUCUACGAAAAAGAUGUGCCGCCUUGCGACGACGAGGAGGAACUGGACGACGAGCCCAAGCCACAGAGCACGUACAGCGGCGCCACGCUGCGGGAGCCGUCCACCAGAGCGUCUGCUUUUUCGCCGGGCCCAGGACGCGAACUGCCCAAGACUAGUCUUACUUUUCCCGACGCCGAGCAACAGACCCCUGCCGUUACGCGGACGCUUCACUCCUGGAAAGAUUCGCUGCACAAGAUCUCUAAGCGCGGCACGUCCAGGGCUUUACCAGGCAAGCAGUCUGCCUCUACGCAGUUCUCUGCGUCGAUCGACGGAGGAUACAUGCCGACCUGGUCGUCGAUGAUCGACUCGAGACUCUCGCCCAUUGACAUUGUCAACGGCAGCGUUUCGCCCGAUGCCGUGAAGAACACGGCUACCAACGAGUCUGCGCCCGAGACGUCGUGUCUGGUGAACGAGGACGGGUCCCUUGUGGAGCAGUCGGCAGACAACACGCGCAUCAUGAGCAUCUACGAACGGUACUCCCCAGAGGCAAGCGGCCACCACGAAGAAGAGCCCAAGAUCGUCUACACCAUGGUGCAGCUCUACGAGCUAGAGCCCUUGGACCUCAUCCAGGAGUUUGUUGACGGAGAAGACAAUAAGUUGCUUGCUACAGACAUUUUGUUCCCUAAAAAACCGCUCUACUCGGAGAGCUCGGUUGUGGAGAUCGAGAAAGAGCUGACGAUGAUUCGGCUGAGUCUAUUCAACUGCUCUUUGGACACUGCCUCGAAAGUGCUCGAGAUUUUCAAGUUUUUGGCCAACUCGUUCGGACUGCAAAAAUUCAAUAACCCGCGCAUAUUCCUCAUGUCGUACGGCAUGCUGAUCGAGCAGCUGGUGGAAUCGGACUUCAUUAUCAACGACAACGAUAUACCGACGAUUCUGGUCGGCGCCUUCAUUGAAAUAGUGGUCAAGUAUUGUGUGUGCUGCUGGAAAUAUCCAACGUCCAGACAUCUGAAAGUCGACAGGAAGUUUGCCGACUGGAAAAUGACUCCCCACGUUCCGCCGCAGUACAAGGUGUUCAAGUACAUUUGCACGCUGAUCAAAUCGGGGUACAAGACCGACCUGCUUGGCGAGGUGCUGAUAUUCUUUUCUACACCGCCGACCCCCCACAACCUCAUAUAUUUGCUUCCGGAGUCAGAGCUGGAGAACUAUAAGAACCCCGAGGUUUUGGAGCUCAUGGCCUAUUUGAGAAAACAGAUCCAAGAGGAACACACCAGUUGCUGCGGUCCAAACUCAUUUUCUGGUGCAACCUCGCCAGAAUACUCCGAGUAUGAAGCCUUUUUGCAAUCCCGGGCCUCUAGAAAAUCAACGAGCCCCAGACGUGCGCUUCCGGGCGCGUUUGCACGCGAGACAAACAACCCUGACGCCGCCAAAGAGCCUUUGUAA
Messenger RNA from Ogataea angusta, 1728 nucleotides. RefSeq lists its product as uncharacterized. The record is from RefSeq and is a predicted model, not a curated record. Bases 1 to 1728 code for a protein of 575 amino acids. NCBI's taxonomy places the organism in Eukaryota, Fungi, Ascomycota, Pichiomycetes, Pichiales, Pichiaceae. The transcript has a single exon.